Molecule: messenger RNA, 1425 nt
Organism: Mytilinidion resinicola
Lineage: Eukaryota; Fungi; Ascomycota; Dothideomycetes; Mytilinidiales; Mytilinidiaceae
Product: MFS general substrate transporter
Exons: 2
Coding region: 1-1425 (474 amino acids)
Biological process (GO): transmembrane transport
Cellular component (GO): fungal-type vacuole membrane
Molecular function (GO): transmembrane transporter activity
Source: RefSeq, a predicted model, not a curated record
AUGCCAGAAACCGAGGACAUCGCUCUCCGCGAAUCGCGACUUUCGGACGUCGGCGAUCAAUCGCCUCACGAUCCAGAGCAAGAUGCAAUCAAUCUCGAUCACGAUGACUCAAGACAGGGCGAGUCGAGUAGGAAAAGAGCUUGCGUUCUUGUAGGCUCCGCGAUACUACAGCUGCCGAUAUGGGGUAGGUCAAUCCCACUCACACUCUUCCCAGGCUUCGCCAUGAGCUACGGUGUCUUCCAAGAAUAUUACACCACCCACCACCCCCUCCACGGAUCCCCCUCCCUCACCGGUAUCAUCGGGACCACCUCCAACGGCGUAAUGUAUCUCUCGAUGCCGCUCCUCUUCUACCUCUUCACCAAACGCCUUGCGCGCUACCGCCAAACCGCCGCCCUGGCCGGGGCCCUCCUCACCUCCCUCUCCUUCCUCCUCUCCCCCUUCAGCACCACCGUCUGGCACCUCGUCGCAACCCAAGGCGUCCUCGCCGCCCUCGGCUGCGCCCUCAUCUACAGCCCCACCACCCUCUCCCUCGGCGAGUGGUACACGAUCAAAAACCGCGCCGUCGCCUACGGCGUCGUGUUCUCCGCCAAAAACAUCGUCGGCUCCGCGUGUCCGUUCCUCUUCCGCGGCCUCCUCGACCACUUCGGCUUCCGCACCACCCUCCGCAUCUGGACCGCCAUCGCCGCCGCCACCAGCAUCCUCGCCAUUUUCCUCGUGCCUACGCAUCCCUCAGUUGUAGUGUCCCGCACGCACCACGCGCGCAAGAUGCCCUGGACGUUCCUACGCCACCAGACGUUCUACAUCUACGCCGUCGCGAUCGUGCUGCAGAGCUGCGGGUACGGCAUCCCGCAGACGUAUCUGAACGAGUACGCGCAUGACGUGACGCUGCUAUCCCAGACCUCUGCCACUUUAUUACUCACGUUAUUCAACGCACCCGGCAUCAUCUCAUCGUCGUUCUUUGGGUAUCUGAGUGACAAGAAGCGCUUCUCCCUCUCCGCGACGACCGUGACGGCCAUCUCGGCUGGAAGCUCGGCGCUCUCUGCAUUCCUCUUCUGGGGGCUGACGAGCCAGGGGAGUUUGGCGCUAUUAGUGCUGUUCUCUAUUACCUUUGGGUUCUUCGCGGGUGGGUAUAGCGCGACAUGGGGUGGGAUCCUGAACGAACUGGAGCGCGAAGCCGCGCAGAGUAACGAAGCGAUCGACUCGGGGAUGAUCUACGGACUCCUCAACGGCGCUCGCGGAAUCGGCUACGUAAGCGGUGGACUCGCCGGCCUACCUCUCCUCAAAGCCGGGGCCAAGAGCGCGAUUGGAAACUUCGGUUAUGGCACAACCUACGGCCCUCUCAUCAUAUUCACGGGCCUAUCAUCCGUGUUCGGCGGGUGGGGAGUGCUGUGGAAGUUGAAGAGGGUGUUGCGAUUGGUGGGAUAA